Messenger RNA from Anolis carolinensis (green anole), 8062 nucleotides. RefSeq names its product BBX high mobility group box domain containing (gene bbx). The coding region runs from base 329 to 2980 and encodes 883 amino acids. Lineage: Eukaryota; Metazoa; Chordata; Lepidosauria; Squamata; Anolidae. The transcript is spliced from 16 exons. Gene Ontology annotation, molecular function: RNA polymerase II transcription regulatory region sequence-specific DNA binding; DNA-binding transcription factor activity, RNA polymerase II-specific. Gene Ontology annotation, cellular component: nucleus. Gene Ontology annotation, biological process: regulation of transcription by RNA polymerase II. The record is from RefSeq and is a predicted model, not a curated record.
GAUGACAGAAAACUUGCCCAGGAUUCGCCCCGGAAGGAGGCUGCGUGCUUUUCCCGGGGUCUGAGUGGGGUUGACUGACUCCCCGGCCGGCAGAUGGGUGUUGGAACUGUUAUUUUCCUGCUGCGAGGAGGCGACAGCGUCGCGGGUGUAUUACAGAGCUCCCUCUUCUCUCUUUCAAUCUCUCCUCCCUCCCUCUGCCUGCCUGCCUGCCCUCCUCUUCCUCUCCCGGGUGCCUUUAUUAGCGAAUGUAUGAAACUUGCAGGGCUGGAUCCGGCGCCGGAGCUGCUCCCCCCCACCCCACUCGCUUCUCCUUUCUGGUCACUAUCACAUGACAAAGCCUUGGAGACAGCUUAAUUUUCCUCUGCUUGCCUGCAAUUUCCAUUUGCCUUCCUGGAUCACAGUAAUGAAAGGCAGCAGUAGGAAUAAAGACCAUUCAACAGACGGAGAGGGGACAGGAAAACGACCAAAGAGAAAGUGUCUUCAGUGGCAUCCACUACUUGCGAAGAAGAUCAUUGAUUUUUCUGAAGAGGAGGAAGAAGACGAGGACGAAGAAGAUAUUGAUAAGGUCCAUCUUCUUAGUACUGAUGGUCUUGAGCAUGAUGCAGAUGAAACAGAAGAUGAAGACUCUUCAGAACAACGGGCUCGCAGGCCAAUGAAUGCAUUCCUUCUCUUCUGCAAACGCCAUCGCUCCCUUGUGCGGCAAGAACACCCCCGUCUGGACAACCGUGGUGCUACCAAGAUACUGGCAGACUGGUGGUCUGUUCUAGACCCUAAAGAAAAGCAGAAAUACACAGACAUGGCCAAGGAGUACAAGGAUGCUUUUAUGAAAGCAAACCCUGGCUACAAGUGGUGCCCACCUACAAGCAAACCUGUGAAAACCCAGUCAUCCACUGUUACUAAUCGGAAAAAGCUGUGGGCAUUCCCAUCAGAGUCUGCAAAAGAUUUGCCAAGUCCUAAAAAGUUGGUAAAAACAGAAGAAAUGCCUCAGCUGAACUUUGCAAUGGCAGAUCCUACACAAAUGGGAGGCCUCAGUAUGCUACUGUUAGCAGGAGAACAUGCCUUGACUGCACAAGAAGUUUCUUCAAGUACCUGCUGUUCUGAUGCAUCUAAUUCUACUGAAGGAUGUAUAAAGUCUCCAUUGUUUCAAUUUGCAGAGAUUUCCUCUAGCCCAUCACAACUAGAUGCCCCUGCAGAUUCAAAAGAAAACAAUGAAUCGGCUCUUUUUCAUUUGUCAGAGUUGGGAAGUCCUGAACAUAUGAAGCACUGCAGGAAGUCUGCACUCUUCCAGUUGGCUGAGAUUUCAUCAAGUACAUCCCAUUCAGGUCCUCCGGAAUUAACAAAGCCGUGUGGGACAUCAGCAUUGUUUCAGUUGGCAGAGAUGUGCCUCGCAUCUGAGGAAGUAAAAGUGAGGGAACCUGGGAAGGCAAAACUAGAAACAUCCAAGAUCAUCAAAGCUGUUGAAUCACCUGAGCAGGUAAAAGUUGAGGAAUCUGAAAAGGUCAAAGUAAAAAUUGAAAAAUCUCAGAAGACAAAGGGUCACGAAAACGUAAAGACAAAAACUGGAGAGUUGGAGGAGAAUGCAAGAUGCUGCCUGGCUGCAAAUCCUGGACUAAACAGCACAAUGCUAGUUGGACCUGACAGCACAACUGCAAAGGAUCCUACCUACUGUUCCCAAGAGCUGGCAUUACCCACCAUCAGCACCUUAGGAUUAAGUAAGCCAGAAAAGCUAAAAAAGAAAAAGAAGAAAAAUAAACUCGACCGGCAAGCACUUGAAAAAUGUACCCCUAAGAAAGCUUGCAAAAAAAGGCAGUCUUCUGAAUCGGACAUUGAGAGUGUCAUUUAUACUAUUGAAGCAGUUGCAAAAGGGGAUUGGGGAGCAGAGAGACUCAUGGAAGUGCCCUGUAAGAAAAUCCGCCCUUCUUCAACAGUGAAGGGCAACUUUUUGGACACAAAAUCACCAAAGAAAAAAGUGAAGUCAAAAGAGAAGAAAGCAUUGAAGGAAAAAUGUGUAGAGACUGCCAAAGAUUCAAAGCCUCCUGAUGCUGUUAAUGUUAUGGAAAACAAGGAGAUGCCAUGUGAGAUACCUGACAACAUCAAAUCAGAACCGCUAACCCCAACCGAGGACGUGAUGCUACCAAGCUUACCAGAGCAAGUCAAAAUUGAAGACAGUGGAUGUAACAAAAAGGCAGAGACUUGUGGCUCUAGAAAAUCAGAAAGAGCUUGCAAGGGCGCUCUGUAUAAAACUCUGGUAUCAGAGGGCAUGCUUACAUCCCUGCGUGCCAAUGUUGAUAGAGGGAAACGAAGCUCAGGAAAAAGUGGAAGCUCUGAUCAUGAAGGAUGCUGGACUGAAGAAAACUGGGCAUUUUUCCCAGUGGGGACAAGUGGGAACAAAAAGCUUAAAAAACCUAAGCCAAAGGAAGAAAUAAUUUUGGGCUUAGCAAAGCUGGAAGAAGAAUUUGAGAAAAAGUUCAACAGCCUCCCGCAAUUCAGUCCUGUCACAUUUGACCGGAAGAGUGUAUCUGUACCAAGAAAAAAGAAAAAAGUUGGAAACUACUCAGCAGACCAGCCAAAAUCAAACAAAGGGUCCCCAGCAACACAAGAACCUUUGGUUGGCAGCCAAAAGAGAAAAGCAAGGAAAACCAAGAUCACACAUCUAGUCCGGACUGCAGAUGGUCGGGUCUCACCAGUAGGAGAGGUUUUGGAAGAGAAACCAGAGGAGCAGCUGCAAAGUAGCCUUCAGAAAGCAACAACAGACAUUGACUUCAGUGAAGAAUCCUUGCAAAACACCCAAUUGGAAGAAGGUCAUAGUAUUACAUCAGGCAUGCCAUCUGUAUCUGCAUUCUUUAGCCUAGCUGCUCUGGCAGAAGUGGCAGCAAUGGAAAAUGUGCACAGGAAUCAGAGGACGACACCUCUCCCAUGUGAUGGACAGCCAAAAGAAAUGUCUCAGGCUCCAGUGCUUAUUUCCUGCGCUGACCAAUGAAGCUCUACCCUAUUGUAAAACAUUGUGCUUUUCCUAAUAUCCUAGCCUUGUCUUUACCAAUGGAUGCUAGUCAGUCCAUGUAACAGAGGAAUCGGUAGACUGGAAAUGAGUGAUUUGUGUUCAGUGGCACAGAUUUACUGAUACCUUGGGAUGUUCCCCUCCAAUCUGGGGCCCAAAAUCUACUCUAAGGGUGAUGUUAUUGCUCUGUUAAGGGACAGAAAUGAAAAUAUGGAGCUUGGUUUUCUAUUGAAGGUUUUUAAAAGUGGUAAACAUAUAGUUACAUGGAGGUGGCAGACUUUACUGUAGCUCACAUAGCAUUGGUUUUAUCAAUCAGAGUUUGGAAAGUAGUUUCAUAUAAUAACUAGCUACUCUAAAGAAAAAUAUAAAAGAGGAGGUGGGACGGAUGAGAAACUGAUGCACUGCACUAGUUACUAGAUAUUCUUAGCCCUUUUUGUACAUGAAGAUUUAAGUUCUGAGAUGGUUUAUAUAAUACGUUAUGCUUGCAUUUAUAUUUUAGAGUGAAUUUUAAGGACCUGUUCGGAGAAUCCAAGAAAGCAUGGGCAGGUGUACUAUUGUUAGCGAUGUACGUACCGUCGUAUGGCCCAGGAGUUCUGCACUUUUUUGUAUUUGCCACCAUGGGGGUAGAGUUUAUUGGCAAAAGAUAUAGACAGGCUUUAUUUUGCUUGGUUUUUUAAAAACUUAAGCAUAAAUAAUGAGUAUGAUUUUCAUUUGAAAGAAAGGUUUGGCAUAUUGAUAAGGACAAUACUACAGAUUGCUGAUUUGUCUUUCAAAUCUUGGAGGGUUCAUUUAUUUUUGGAUAAAGGUCUAAAGUAACUACAUGGAAACUAAAGCAGUGAAAGGGGUUGGGAAGGGGGAUACUAUUAAUAUGUUGUUCAGAAGUGACCUUAGUAUUACUUCACUCCUUGGGGGAAAAGCAACCUUUUCAAUUGACAUGCACACUGAUGUAAAUAUUUUGCAUUUGACAGACACUGGAAUUGUCAUAAAUACUAUGCACAGUCUAAAUGGGCUUCAUUGGUUGUAUGAAGUGCCAGUGCUAGUUUGGGAGGAUAAAGUGCUGAGUGUCACAUUAGUAAAAGAUGAAGGUGAAAUGAUAUUACAGAAAAUAGGCUGUCAAAGAGACCAUUUUCCAGUAAAUGUUCUUUGUCUUGAUUCUACGUUGUAUCUUACUCCCAUGCACACAUCUCAUGCCAGGGCAGAUUCCAGCUAUUUUUUUAAAUAGCCUUUUCCUUCUGCUUCUUAACCACACAGUGAUCUCAGUUGCCAGUCAUCUGACACAGCACACAUGGAGCAACUGAGAGUGUUGUUGCUCCUUGUCUUUUCCAAGUCACAAUCCCACUAAUCUGACGCUUGAUCUCAAAGAACCGAUUGGUGGGAUUUUCACUUAAAUCCCCAUUUUUUGCAUCCGGGAGGGCAACUGUGUACACAGCAGCACCUGUUUGUAUACACAGUUCCUCCUACAGCUAAGGAAACACAAAUGGAAACCUGCUUCCAUACACUUAGAGCCCCUGGCUGGAUCGGGGCAAUGUUGUUCCAUCAGCAAAAGAUGAAUUUAUUAUUAUUAUCAUUAGAAUUUGACAUUAAAGUACACAUUUAACACAGGGUACUUCUUCCACAGCACAAGAUGUUUCCCUACUUGUUUUGCAUCAUAGCACAAAGACUUAACCAAAUGCUAUUGACCAGACCCCAGCAAUAAUUUUCUAUAAGUCGUCUUGUCUCUGGUGGAAUUUUGUGAUAGCGUUCAGUUCAGCGAGACCUUUUUUAUUGAUUCGGUCUCUAUAUGAUGAGAGUUUACACAAUUUUAUCAGGCUUUCAUAAUUUAUACUUGACAGAAUUGAUAAAGGAUGUGUAUUUUGGGUUUGUUUUGGUUUUUGGUUUUUUUGUAAUUGGAUUUAAUAGCCAUAUGAAAAGUGACUCUUAAAACCUGCUUGGCUUAGCCUUUAAUUGUUGUAAUCAAUGCAUGUCUUUCAGUGUCUGUGUCAAACAACCUCAGACAAGUCACCCACACUAAUAAUUGACAGUAAUUGAAAGGAAAGUGUCAUUUCAACCCAUGUAAAAAUCAGAGACUUACUGAAAGUUGCAAAAGUUGAAGAAGUGGAAGAAAGAAAAAACACAACUUCAACAUGAAUGAGAAAGUUGCAUACUUUUAGAAAAUUCAGGUAGAAAAAUCUUCCACAUGCUUCAGGAGCAUGCCAUACAACUUUAAUAAUUCAAUUUUGUUAAAAUUUUCUAAAUUAUUAUAAAAGAAAAUGCUGCCAUCAUGCCAUAUUGUAGUGGUUUUGGAUGCGUAAGCCCAUGUAUUAGCUGUGGUGCAGACAUUUAAGUAGCUGAAAUCCAAAUACCUUAUAGUUCAGUUUCUUCAUCUUAACAGUGGUACUCCCAUACAACGUUUUAUUGAAUUAAGUACCACCAGCCUUCUGCCAUUUAAAAUUUCAAUAUUGUUUCUAAAAUGCAUCUUUAUAUGAAUGGUACCUUUUUAAAAUAUGCAUACAGUUAGUUUUUAAUUAAUACCUAAUACCUUGAUUAUCCUUCUUUCCUAAAUCUCAAUCACUAUCCCUUAAACGAGGGACUGGAUUUGGAUCAACUUACUGACUAUGAGUGUUUUCUGAUGCUUGUAAACUUUUCUGUAGAUAUGCUUAAUUUUUAAGCAACUAGGCACUGAGAGUAGCAGAAACCCUGCAAGGCGUUAUAUUAUGCCGGGAGCGCAAUUCACUUGGAAAUUGUUCUGCACAAACCCCAUGGGAAUGUGCAUUAUUGCAGUUUUUUGCACAGAUCCCAUUUUUUUCAGUGGGGUUUCUUCAAGAUAAUCUCCAGAUCGAUUGUGCAUUCUAGCUCUUCCCUUCCUUUCCUUGGUUCUCUAAAUGAUGUCUUGAUUUCAGUAGAGAUAAUUGCUGAAAUUGUUAGAAUGGGUAUCCCUAACGUCAGAUAGAAAGAUAAACUGUUAGCAUAAAAAAUCAAUCCAACAAUGUACUGUUUAAAUGUUUAUUUGUUUCUGUUUUUAAUUUUCAUUAUUUUGUGUUUUUCCAAAAAUGAAUUUCUGUGGCAUGUAUUUUGAUAUACCAGCAAUGUCGCCCUUCCAUUUAUAUCCACGAAUUCUUGUAGAGAGAGCAAUGUUGCACCUUAAUUAUUUCAAAGAAACCAAAAUAUUAUGUUACCUGCUUUAGUGUUUUUUCCUAUAUUGUUGUAUUAUAGUUUACCAAACCCAUUCUAACUGAGCAAACGCUACCAGUAUUUAUGCAUUUAGCAAUAUUCUCUAGAUUUGAACCUGUGUAUGUCUUUUUUUACAAGAAAUUUAAAUAAGAUAAAUUAUUCUUACCCUCUUCUAUGGUUUCUUAAUGAAAGUGAGGAUAUAUUUCUCAAGUGUAAAAUUUAGCACUGUCCCAUUUCUUUUGUUUUUGUUUAUUUAUUUAGUGACCUUUGAUAUUUCAUAUAGUUUUGAGGUAUACACAGAGUAGCUGAUACCGCAAGCAUAGAAUCAGCUGGGAGAAGAAUACUGUAAUGUCAUGUUCAUGUAAUUGUGUUAGUACUGUAUUAGAUGAUGUGGUGGGAGGGAAAUUCUGCAAAAUAGUUAACAUGUACAUUUGAUUUUGAUUUUCCUGUUAGGGUGUUUUCCAGAAACAAGACCAAAACUGAUGUAAAUUCUUGUGGAGCUGAUAUCAUGCUGUUGUAUUUAUGACAGUAUAUUUCCCAGGAUUGUACUGUGAUUCCAGAAAUAGGAUAUAUUUAUUUAAAGAUGAUAUAGUGUGCUUUUUUACUAAUACAUUAUCUCAGAGUUAUGAGCCAAGGAGUUCAUUCUUCGCUUCACUGUCAAGCUUACAGUUCAGUUGCUAGCUUUCAGAAUUGACUUUAGAAAUAUUGUAUAAUUCAGACAAGCAGCAGGGUAUGUUAGUCUCCAGGUCUUUUUUUUUUUAAUUUGAUAGUGGAUUUGCUACUUCUGAAUAACACAAGUAGCAUACAGGUAGCUGCUAAUUACCUGAGAGUUGCUUGCUCUGUUCACUUGCAAACCUUGCAAGAGUUAUACACUGCCACACAAGGGAAAAUAUAGUACAAAGAUUUUGCCUUUCAAAAUGUUCUAUUUCUAAGGGUUGAUUCAGCCAAUAUUUAAAUGUAGUCAUUGGGGAGGGGAAGUUACGUUUAUUUUGGCCUUUCUACAGAUAUCUACAAAAAUAUUUUUCAAUGUGUUUCUACCAUCCACAGCAGGAAGAGUAGAGUGAAAACAUACACUGAGGCCCUAUCUACACUGCCACAUAAUCAGUUUACAACUGCUCUAUAUGGUCAGUGUAGAAUCAUAUAAUGCAGUUCAGUGCAGCUAAACUGCAUUAUAUGAGUCUAUACUGACCAUAUAAUGCAGAAUAGAUGGCGUCUAGAUUCAUCUGUGUGGGCUAAUGGGGGAUUCCAUAAAUGUAGCCAAGAUUGUAUACAUCUUUCUACAUGUGCAGGUCUUUAGAUAAGUCCGAGACUCACAGAUAAUCCUGCUGUAUGUCUAGCUGGUACAGACCUUGUGUGGAGUUUCCAAUGAAAAUCUGAGGGUACCAACAUGAUGAAUAUAGUACAUUAUGAUUGCGGUUCACUAUGCAGUGGAUGUUCAACUGGGUUACAUAGAAGAGGUUGUAGGUAUGUGGUUUUCUUAAUGAAUAAUGGGAACACUUUCUUUUCCACACUGGUCCCAUUUAGACAGCUAUCGUUGGGUUCCUAUGUUGUUUUUUCAGUCAUCCAUGAAAGGAGGGGAAAGUGAGUGGGGGUCCUUGGUUGAAUCUACCUUUAGUAUGGAGCAUUAGAAUGACACAAUUUUUCAUGAAUGUGUCAUGUUUAGCAGCUGUAAGAAAAGUUUGUGUGCUGAAAACAGUAGGGAACUGAGUUAAUCAAAAAGACAGAAUUUUUAUUGCCUCAUGAUUUCAGUGUGGUGUGGGGGAGGGUUUCUUAUUCUGUGAAGGAAAAAUGUGGUGAAGACUAUAAUGAUUGUUGGGUUUGCCUUGUACUUUUGUGUAUUUAUGCCUCUCAGCUGCUCUCUGUUCUACAACUAAUUCUAAUAAUGCUACCUCUAUUAAAGGCUACUGCAGUUGA